AUGGGAAGGAGUAUUUUGGAGAGAAAAAAAAAUCAGAAAAAUUUUCUCCCUGCCGUUGCUCGUAUGGUUCGAUUCUGGAACAUUCCAUUACUCACGACGGGUGCAUUAACGUUUGAUUUUGCACAAAAUAAAACAUCCUGUAAAAAUGAUUUUCAUUUACUCGUCAGAACGGGAGUCGUUGAUUUUCAAGAAAUCUCUAAUUUCAUACUUAAAAUAUUACACAGGUACGUUUCAGUUUGUUUCCAUUCACUUCCGGUUGUCUUUUUGCCACCAAAAGAAUAG
Messenger RNA from Pediculus humanus corporis (human body louse), 282 nucleotides. RefSeq lists its product as uncharacterized. NCBI's taxonomy places the organism in Eukaryota, Metazoa, Arthropoda, Insecta, Psocodea, Pediculidae. The transcript is spliced from 3 exons. The record is from RefSeq and is a predicted model, not a curated record. Bases 1 to 282 code for a protein of 93 amino acids.